Messenger RNA from Neohortaea acidophila, 1372 nucleotides. RefSeq lists its product as uncharacterized. The coding region runs from base 82 to 999 and encodes 305 amino acids. Lineage: Eukaryota; Fungi; Ascomycota; Dothideomycetes; Mycosphaerellales; Teratosphaeriaceae. The record is from RefSeq and is a predicted model, not a curated record. The transcript has a single exon. Gene Ontology annotation, biological process: deadenylation-independent decapping of nuclear-transcribed mRNA; positive regulation of catalytic activity; deadenylation-dependent decapping of nuclear-transcribed mRNA. Gene Ontology annotation, cellular component: P-body. Gene Ontology annotation, molecular function: mRNA binding; enzyme activator activity.
GUGCUCCCGCCUUAGCGCACGGGAGGCGACAUGAAGGCCGUGCUCAGCAACUAGUUGGCGGCGCCGACUGUCACAGAAAGGAUGCCGCCCCGAAAGAAAGGCUCCUCGCGCAAUGCGCAGCUCCACCCGCAAGUCGUGCACUCUGAUUACGACACGGACACGGCGAAUGCCACAGACACCGUCGCCACGACCAACAUGGCCCCGCUGCCCGCGCGAACAAACACCGACCUGAACCUCGCCGUGCUCCGCCGCUACGCCCCGCACACGGAGCGCAUCAUCGCCAUCGCCCCCUUCGCCGUCGUCUACGUCUUCUCGCCCGACACCCAACAAUGGGAGAAGAGCGGGCACGAAGGCACGCUCUUUGUCUGCCAACUCGCCGCUCCCGGCACCACCCAUCCUCGCUACAACGUCAUUCUGUUGAAUCGCAAGAGCCUUGACAACUUCGUUACGGAGUUGGUGAGCGGGGAGAAUGUGGAGAUUACGGAGCAAUACAUUAUUCUGCAGGUGCUGGCCGAUGAUGGUACCCCGAACAUCUAUGGGUUGUGGAUCUUCUCCGAUGACGACGCGCCUGGCACAAAGGAAUUCGUCGCCAACGCGAUACAGGAGUGCGCAGUGCGAGCAGAGUAUGCGGAAGCAGGCGAGGAAGAGGGAGAAGACGGUGGUUCACCCGCCACUGCUGUACCAUCUUACAAUCUAGACGGUGCAGUUGCUUCGAGUACACUGCAUGAUAUGCCGUCGGAUCAGACGCAACCUGCCGGACAGCAGAUCGACCUGCUCUCGUUAUUUGCCAAGCCAGCGGCCCAUCAAACUAUGCCCACGCAAAAUGGAGCGGCUGGUCACCAUUCAGCUGCACCCAGCGGGCCACCCUUCAGCUCUACCGCCGACACCGACUUCUUCCGCAGCUCGCAUAGUCCGGCAGCGGCAGCACAACAGCAGACGCAGCGGCCCGCGCAGCAAAACGCCCUGCUCGAUCUUUUCAAGAGCGCCAAGAAUGGUUGACGAUAUCUUGCUAAAUCUCGGCGAAGACAAGCCAUUUUCGGCGCUAGUCGCUGGUCCUUCUGAACAUACUCCCUCCAUGGCCGUGUGAGGUGAAGAGGGUCUGUCAAUGAUCACACAUCGUCGAUGUACAAGGCAUGAUCUAGGUGUGGGAGGCAGAAGGAACAGAUUCUCUAGGUAGCAAGCCUUUUGUUAGUGCCUCGGAUGCCUUGCAUUUGGGGAGGAACGGUGGGAUCUCGAUCAAAGGCACGAGGAUGAGCGAGUAAUGGCUCGCUGCUGGUAUUUGCAGUUCACAGGUGUAGGACGGAGAAAGUGCCACUAAAUCCACCCAAUGGUGGAAACAACAUUUUAUUGAGCAGACGCUCCUCUAAAAGAG